UGAGGGGGGUUCACAAUGCCGCGAAAACAGACGCGCGAACAUGAGCCCACGCCCGAACAAGUGCAGCAGGAUUAUAUGCGCAAAUCUGUUGUGUACCGUUACAUUGUUGUCGGCCAGAAGGUUGACAACAGGGGGGUUAAUAUGCUACGGUGCACCUUCUGCAAUAAGGUGUUUCAAGGAACCCAAUUCUACGCAACGAAACACUUCACCCAGCAGAAUUAUUKCAAGAAGGUGUCCGAUGAUGCAUUGUACCAGAUUGCGCAGAAAUGCACACACCGCUUCGAGGCCGAUCAGGUAAAGAGGGUGCGGCGGUUUGCACACGAGCGUGGUUUCGAUGUCCCGCGGUUGGGUGCGAUGGGUGGCGAGGCGGAGCAUCCUGCACAGGGCGUGGGUGAGGGAGAGGAUACCGAGCGUUAUGCGGAGGGAGGUGUUGCGAGAUAUGGGGAGGGUGCGGGUGCCGCGGAGGAGGACGAGGCACACGUUGACCUUGAGGUUGGCGUGGCCGAGGGGGAGCGGACACCGAGGGGAGAGGGGGGCGUGCCGAAGUCCGAUCCGAUGGCUCAUCAGAGGGCGGUGGACGGGGAGCGGAGGUGCGGGAAGAAGGCCGUCCCGCCUGAGACGACAUGCACGCCGAGUUCUUCGAAGAGUGCUGUUCCUGAUAGAGCAAGGACGCCGGGUUCUUCGAAGAGGAAGGAGGGGGGUGCACARCUUUCUGGCACCAGUGCAGGGAAGAGGCUGCGGCAACAGAAAAUGGUGGACACGUAUGGUGGUGAGUGGAUUGGUGAGUGGAGGAAGGCAUUAUUUCGCUGGGUGUAUUCCAGCGGGAUUGCCUUCAAUGCCUUCCGCAACAAGCCGUACCGAGACCUCCAGCAGGUUGCUCUUCGGCAACCUGGUGGAGCACCUCUUCCCGUGCUUCCAUCCCACAGCGAGAUCGCAGAUAUGCGAACUGUGGAGAUCCACCGCGAGCAGUUGGCAGAGGAGUUGGACGAGGUUAGGCAACCAUUAUGGAGAUGGGUCGCCAUCUUUCAUGAUUUCAGAUUUGGUGGCCCACAGCGGGUCAAUGCUAUAUGCACUGACUCUGCCUCUGCAUACGUGGGGGUUGCGAGGGCUUUGGCCUCGCCAUCUAUGCCCCCUGAGCUGAGGAGGAUCACUUGGCUCCCGUGUUGCGUCCAUGUCUGCAACAAGUUGUUGUCAGACAUUGGCACGAUCUGCACCUCUUUCGUGGACACGAUCACGCAUGCCCGAGUUCUGGUGGUGUUUUUCAAAACCCACMAGGCCGCUCUCAGCUUCUUUCGGAAGCGGAGCGCGGCGUUGGGCCUCGUGCUUUCAUGCGAGAYGCGCUUUGCGUCCGUGUACUCCAUGUUGGAGAGGUUGCUCACUCUGCAGGAUCGUUUGCAGGGCAUGAUGACAGCGGAAGACGGUCGGGCAUGGGCUAGGAUCCCGUGGUCCCCCGACGUUUGCGACAUGGCGCGUUGGUUCGAGGACUUUCACAUGCAGCAGGGUAGGUAUGGGUCUUGGGGCGGGGCAGAGGGCCGCGCUCGAGCGCGUAGUUGCAGCGGAGACUGCGAGACGUUGGAGUGUGCGUCGUGGUGGUCUCAGUACGGGGGAGAGGCGCCCGAUUUACAGCAGUGCGCUCUUCGUUUGAUGCACAUGUGGUCCUGCGCCUCUCCAGCGGAGAGGAACUGGGCGGUCCACGAGGGUAUCCAUACGAAGAAGCGUAAUCAGUUGGCCUUCGAGAAGGUCGUUCAUCUUGUUGAGAUUACCGCAAAUGUGCGGUUGAUGGAGUAUAGACGUGCAGGUUGUGGAUACGUCCUCCCUUGGCAGCGGGACGAGGGCAUGCUUGACGCUAAGGCAGGAUUGGACGUGGAGCCUGUGCGCUCGGGGACGAGGAGUGGGAUGACGGAGGAGGAGAUCGAGGAGCAGGCUKCCCUCAUUGCGCGCGAUCCCAUUGGGUCUUCUGCGCCGCCCCCUGUUGAGUCUGUUUUCGGUGCUCGUGCGACUAUCUUCCGCCCAUACCCCAGGGACGAUGACUCUGCGGACGAGAGGGAGUCAGAAGCAGCGGACGACCCGAUGCUUCCCAUCCCGCGUGAGAUUGAUGAGUUGCACGAGGGGGGGCGAUGUGCAUCGAGCGACUUGGGGGAGAUGGGUGUUCAUAGCGGGGCACCACCAGUGGAGGAGAGGGAGAGACGAGCGGAGGAGCACGGAGCCGCCGGAGCGGGUGGAGUGAGGGUAUUCGGGGUUGAGAURGAGGAGGAUGUGGUGAGGGCAGAUGCUGCUGCGUUGGUUGGGGGAGAGGAGGGUGUGGUAGGGGGGGACGUCGCCCAUGGUACAGGAGAGGGAGGCGCCCACCUUGACCCGAUCGUCCAGCGUUUCGUCGAUGACGAGAUGGGUCCCGCACUAGUGGGUUUGACCCCGGGCACGAGGAGGGCACUGGAGGCGUCGCCAUCAGGACAGAAGGGGGCGUCGGGGCUGGGGCUGGAGGAUUUCAUGGACAUGUCUUUAGGGGAUUUGCCCACCCCUGCUCACGCAGAGAGAGAGGAUGUGGCGCGUGCCCUAGCGGCCGCUGGGUACUCCACACAAGAGAUCGAGCAGGCAUUUGCAGGACGCUCCAGGAGAGAGACAGACUCGCUUCAGCAGGGGUGCGAGGAGGUAGUAGAGCAGCCACAGGAGGAGCGUGAGGAUGCACCCCCUGCGGAUAUCCACGGAGGUAGUAGUUCGUUCGUACCAUUCACGGGCUUGCAGCUGACGACGACGAUGCGGCCAAUUCGGCCGUGUGCCGCUUUGGCAGCAGCAGCACGUGMUGUGCGUGAGCAGACAUCGCGCAGGAGCGGAGUCGCUCGUACGAGUUCCAUGCCUCAGAUGAUACCUGCCACGGGGGAUGCCGCGUUGGAGGAGUCUUCUGGAGCCGAGGGGUUGGAGAUGCCGCGCGGUUCUCGUCGUGAGAAGACCGUCGCAGAGGUGACUCAGGUGAGUGCUAGGCUUGUUCGGGUGAGGAUGGGGGCUGCCCAUGUGACCGUGGUGGAGGACGAUCCCGAGACGGAGCCUGCACGUGAGGAGGCCCCACAGGAGGGUGAUGAGUACAUGGACGACGAGGAGCGUGAGGAGGAGGAGAGCGACAACGGGGAUGAUGACAGCUACCACGACGACGACGACGAGCCCUCCCCUCCACCACGACAUGGUUCUCGUAGACGACGUGGCUCUCGUAGAGGACAUGAUGACGUAGACGACCCGUCCCCUCCAGGGCGGCGGGAGACGAGGAGUCAGAGGAGGCGAGGGUCAUCCGUUGUGACAGCGCCGGGGCGAGGGAGUGUUUUGUCGACACGCAGCACGAGUGGGGCGAGGCAGAGAGGUAGUGGUAAGGGGAAGGGAAGUCGACGGUAUUGACAGCUUCGUUCCCCUUCCAGUGCUUCGACGACGCCUUUAUGUUGUUUGUGCUUAGUGUUAUGAC
This is a messenger RNA of Chara braunii, 3448 nucleotides long. NCBI's taxonomy places the organism in Eukaryota, Viridiplantae, Streptophyta, Charophyceae, Charales, Characeae. The record is from the annotation of a GenBank genome assembly.